CGUAAUGUAACGUGACGCACGUGACACGUGUCACGCAUCCACAUUUCCUCAGGAGCCUCACCGUCUGGCAUUUUCUUUCUCAUCCACGUUUCCGUCACUUUAAGGAAGGAGAAGACGAAGAAGCUCAAAGAUUCCUCUGGAUCUACCCACCCAAAUGGACCUACCACAGCAGCUCAAAGCCGUAACUCUCACACACGUCCGCUACCGCCGCGGCGAUCAGCUCGGCCACUUCCUCGCGUGGAUCUCCCUCGUCCCGGUCUUCAUCAGCCUCGGCGGAUUCGUCUCCCACUUCCUCUUCCGCCGCGAGCUCCAGGGGAUCUUCUUCGGCGUAGGCCUCGUGAUCUCGCAGUUCAUCAACGAGUUCAUCAAGACCACAGUCGAGCAGGCCCGUCCCGAGACGUGCGCCCUGCUCGAGGCCUGCGACUCGCACGGGUGGCCGUCGAGCCACUCGCAGUUCAUGUUCUUCUUCGCGACGUACUUCAGCUUGAUGGGGUGCAAAGGGAUCGGGUUCUGGUUCGGGUUGAGGAGCAGAUGGAUUCUGAAUCUGUUGCAUUGGUGUCUUGCUGUUGUGACGAUGUAUUCUAGGGUUUACUUGGGGUAUCACACGGUGGUGCAGGUUUUCGCGGGGGCGGCGUUGGGGGUGGUUGUUGGGGGGAGUUGGUUCUGGGUGGUGAAUAGUGUGUUGUAUCGUUAUUUUGAGGUGAUUGAGGAGAGUAAGUUGGGGAGGAUGCUGUGUGUUAAGGAUACUUCUCAUAUUCCUGAUGUGUUGAAGUUUGAGUAUGAUAAUGCUAGGGCUGCUAGGAAGAACUUGGAGGGCACCGCUAAGCCUGAUUGAUUUGAUUUUUUUUCUGGUCGGGAAAGCAUUGUUUAGCCACUGUUUUAAGACUUUAUGACAUUGGUGAGAUUAGCUGCUCGUAUAAACAUGAAACUCACAAGAAGAAGAGCCUUCUUCACACUUAUUAUUUAUUGUGUCAUCUUUACUUCCAUUUUCUUUGAUCUAUAUUGAAAGAGACAUUGCUUCAUAAACAUAAAGAGAAAAAGUUAAUGACUUAUUGAUCUCU
Molecule: messenger RNA, 1061 nt
Organism: Brassica oleracea var. oleracea
Lineage: Eukaryota; Viridiplantae; Streptophyta; Magnoliopsida; Brassicales; Brassicaceae
Product: lipid phosphate phosphatase gamma, chloroplastic
Exons: 2
Coding region: 155-835 (226 amino acids)
Biological process (GO): protein N-linked glycosylation; lipid biosynthetic process
Cellular component (GO): endoplasmic reticulum membrane; intracellular membrane-bounded organelle
Molecular function (GO): dolichyldiphosphatase activity
Source: RefSeq, a predicted model, not a curated record